AGAGAGACUGCUGAAGAACAAUUAGAUCUACGCCUAAAAAAAAACAUUUUUCUUUUUUCGCGUUCUUUAUACAAUGUCAAACCCAUACGAAGUGUUACAACAAGAAGAUACUUUUGAUUCUGGAGAACAAAAAGUAGUCGACUUUUUUCGCUUUAAAAGCCUAGUUCCUGAUGUCAAAGUGAAGCUUGAUAACUCUCAGUUUCAUACCACAAGAAAUCAAAUAUGUGCUUCAUUGCUUGCUUGUUCAAGUCAAUAUGGCUACUUUAUAGCUGGUUCUUGUUCAGGCUUCACCUUGGCACAAACAGAAAAGUUACGUUCACUUGUCUACAAGACAGCACAAAGCGAGACAGUUCCUUUAGAAGAAACUAUCCAUGUCAAUAUAGAAGAAGGAGAAGUCAAUGUGGUUGCUUUAUCAGCUAACGAACUUCAACUCUUUAUUGGUGUUGCUGGUGGAAUUCUUUUGACAUACAACAUUUGCGAUAUUGUUCAACAAAAAGAACAAGCGAAACCAGUUCAGUCACACACAUUACAAGCAGAUAUCAGCUAUAUUCAACCUAAUCCUGAAGCAUUUCCAGAUAUAGUAGCAGUGAUUACCAAAGACAGCCAAUGUCAAUUGAUUCGUUAUAUGCAAAAGGAAAUUGUCGCCACCAUGUCAGAUACUAUCACUAUGUGUUGGUCCCCUAAGGGAAAACGCAUUGCUUGUGGUGCUCAUAAUGGCCAUGUUUAUACAUUUGAUCUUGCUGGUGAGAAAAAGGACGAAAUCCCACCUCCUGUAGCUAUGAAGGCUGGUUCUGGUGAAGAAGAAAAAGACAGAUUUGUCAAUGCAGUUGUCUGGGUUGAGAAUCAUGUAUUUUUAAUCAUUUACUCUAGACCACAAGACAACAGUGGCGAUGGAGAUCCUGUUCAUACAGCUUAUAUUAUCAACACUAAAAGCACCAGUGAUGAUGAAAGAUACUUGAUGUUGGACGAUGUCACUCCUAUCUUUGGUCUUGACACACCCGACAGUCAUUUUUAUGCCUGUGUCUUGCGUGAUUUUGGUCCUCAUGCUAAAACAUUGAUCAUUUUGGCUAAUUCAGGCGCCACUGAUCUAGGCCUUAUUGGCCAAGAUGGCGAAGGUGAAUGGGCUACUUGGUUAUUAGAAAGUGAAUCCACACCUGCUUUGCCCAUGUCAGACGAUGAUGUAACAGAUACUUAUCCAUUAGGUUUGGCUAUUGAUUACUCUGCAUCAGAACCUUUGCCUCCUUUUGAUGCUGCAGAAAGUGAAGAGCCUGUUCCUGCUGCUCCUGUAUUAUACAUUUUGACAACAGAAGGACUUAUCUGUAGCUAUUACAUCUACAAUUCUGAUUUAGCCAAGGAGAAUCAACAAUACUCAGGUAUGGUCACAGCAAAGGAUGUAUAUCAGAUCCCUGCUCCACCUGCAACAGACGAUAAUAAGUCGACAUCUACAGACAACAGCAAGCCAAUAUCUACUACUACUACUACAGACAACAAACCAACAUCUGCAUUUGGUUUCUCUUCAGACACAAAGAUCCCUACCUUCAGCACACUGCGUACUUCUUCUUCGCCCAUUGCGAAUGCAAGUACUUUUUCAGGUAGACCCACUUCAUCCAUGUCAGAUCCACCUAAAUUUGGAUCUACUUCUGGCUUUGGAUUUGGCAGCACUGGUUCUGCAUUUGGUAGCUCACCUGCACAGACAGUAUCAUUCUCCUCGCUUGCUAAAUCAAACUCGUCAGAGACAAAGAAGUUACCUUCUUUUAGUCAUAACUUGGGCAUUAAUCCGACUUCUUCUACACCUACAUUUGGUGCUGCUAGUUUUGGUUCGUCAUCUGGGUUUGGUUCACCUUCAGGAUUUGGUUCACCUUCAGGAUUUGGUUCUCCAUCAGGAUUUGGCUCUCCCUCAGGAUUUGGCUCACCUUCAGGAUUUGGUUCUUCUCCUGGAAACAAGUCUGCCUUGAGUGCCGCUGCGGUUCCAUCUACACCCUUUGGAGGAUUUAAGGCUACCUCUUCCCCUUCAAAGUUGUUUGGUGAAGCUUCUUCUGAUCGUCAUGCUGCAUCUAAAUUCGGUCCCUCUAUUUUGGAAUCCAAGAAUCAACAAAAGCCCACAACAAAAGAUGUUCCUGCUACUCAACCAAACGAGGAAGAAAAGAACACAUCAGAUAAACGUACUGUCAGUGAUAAUGAGGGUACUCAAAAUGUCAGCUGUAGUAUGUCUUUUGAAGAAAUUCAGAAAGCAAUUGAUGAUACUCCUGUUGAAAGGAUUGAAAAACAAGAUAGUUCUCAACCAACACAACCAUCUGGUGAAGAAAAGCAAGAGACACCUAAAGAAGAGACACCUAAAGAAGAGACACUUAAAGAACAAGAAUUUGUGGAACAAAAGAGUGAAGAAGAAAAGAAGCAAAAAGCAGAAGAAGAAGCUGCAGAAGAGAAGAAACGAGAACAAGAACACGUUGAAAAAGAAAAACGACAGGAAGAACAACGUAUUGCAGCAGAAAAAAGACGUGAAGAAGAACGCAUAGCUGAAGAAAAGUAUCAUAUUGAAAGAGAAAAACAACAAAAGGAAGAAAGAAAAGCUGAAGAAAAGCGAUGUAUCGAAAGAGAAAAGCAACAAGAGGAAGAACGCAUUGUUCAAGCCAAGAGAGCACUCGCAGAAAAGAUUGAAAACACUGAGUUUGCUACUCGAGAAAGGGAGACAAGAACUUCUAUAAGCUAUAAGAAAUCUGUUGAUUUACCAGCGAUGUCUCAAGAUUUUGAAGAUGCUUAUUUCGAAACAUUGGAUGAAGUUGAAUCUGCUGUGCAUUUAUCAGAUCAAAUAACAAAGCAAUUGCUUUUCCAAACAAGAGAUUCGUUUGAAUUGAAAGAUACUAACUAUUUGAGUGAUCAUGAUUUUCUCUGGACGUUAUCUGAUGUGACUGACAUUAGUGCUAUGAUGGAUACAUUAUCUGAUGAAGCCAGAGACGCACAGGCUCGCUUGCGUCAAGUGUUGAACAGAACCACAGAGCUAUGCGAAUCCACUGAUCAAAUUUCAACAAAAAAGAAUAUCAUUGAAGAAUACUUGAACGAAAAGAACUUUGAUCAACCUCUCUCAUACGAAUUUGAAGAAAACGAACUUGAGGUUCAAUACGAAGAGUUAGAAGAAAGAUGCAUUGAUUUUGAAGACAUAAUGAAAGACUUGAUUGCUAAAUUGAACAAGGCUAAGCAAGAACUAGAACAAUCUACAUCUCAAACGAAAGAUACAAGUAAACCUACCAUGUACUCUAUCCGACGUGCUAUUCGUGAGAUUGAACGUUCUAUAAGCAAGCACAAGGCUGCGCUUGAUCAUUUCGAAGAGAAUGAAUUGAGCUUUUCUGCCAAAAAACAAACUUUAGAGACUCAUUCAGACACAAAUGUUCAAGAAACGGAUGCAAAAACAAGUAAGACAAUGUCCCAUGUAAGCAGCAGAAAAGCCUUUUUUGAUGAUCUUUUCCAAGGUACACAGUCUCGAGGUAAACCAUUAUCUACCUAAUUUUUUUUUUCAUGCACUUGUUUGUGUGACCGCUUUCCCCCCAACUAAUCCCAAUAAAUGGUGCACUUUAAAAAAUUA
Gilbertella persicaria is the source of this 3580-nucleotide messenger RNA. RefSeq lists its product as uncharacterized. The transcript has 8 exons. Gene Ontology annotation, biological process: RNA export from nucleus; post-transcriptional tethering of RNA polymerase II gene DNA at nuclear periphery; protein import into nucleus. Gene Ontology annotation, cellular component: nuclear pore cytoplasmic filaments; nuclear pore. The record is from RefSeq and is a predicted model, not a curated record. Gene Ontology annotation, molecular function: structural constituent of nuclear pore; protein binding. The coding region runs from base 74 to 3502 and encodes 1142 amino acids. NCBI's taxonomy places the organism in Eukaryota, Fungi, Mucoromycota, Mucoromycetes, Mucorales, Choanephoraceae.